ACAUGGAGGCUGUCCCGGGGGAAGGCUUUCUUGUCACCGAAGUGGAAAGGGAGAAAACGGGGCUGGAAGUCGGCGACGUGCUCACGCAGAUAGGAUACACCAGUCUGCAGGUGAAAAACUUGCACAUAGAAGAUGUACGAGCGCUGAAUAAGAAUGUUGCGCUUGAGACAAGCAGUCCACCGGGAGCUGUCAACCUGACCGCCGCUCAGCUGCACUUGAAGGCGUUGGAAGACGAUGAGGAAGACGAAACAGUUCUAGAGUACCACGAAUCCUUCGUCGAGGAAAUGACGAAGCGGUUGCAAAACUCUUUGCAGCAAAUCCGGGACGAGGUCGAGAAGAUUGAUAGUUCAUUAUCGCAAGGUAAGAAUCUCAAUCUACUUCAAGCCGGUGGACAAGAAGAAGUUGUUCCACCUGCGGGUCGUGCGAGAAGAGCUCCCUCGCGUCUUGACCACGGCAUCGCAGUUCCAGCCUGCGUGGCGCACGAGAAAUCGAUUUUGUUUGAAGGGUUCGAGGAGGAGGUAGAGGAGGAAGAAGAAGAGCAUCAUCCUGACGGCACCAAAAUAAGAGCAGCCACUGAUCAUCAUGUGUCUACUACUUCCCCUAGUACACGAUCCCGCUCCCGGUCUCCCAACAAGAAACGCCCCGCGGCGCAGAUGCGAAAAUACCUGUGGCGAACAUCCGUGGGGUUAGCAGUGAAAAGGUUGAAUGUGGCCAUUGUGCAGCAGGAUAAGGACCACACAGCAGCUGUUGGUGGAAGUAGUACUAGCAGGCUAGCGGCCACUUCCGACGGUGAAAAGCAAAAGCGCCUCGGCCCUGCGUGGAUCCAGCACCUGAACCAGGGGGACGUGAUUACGGGCAUUCGUCCCCGGUACAGGUCGCCAACGAAAUCCUCGAACAGCCAAAACUUCGCAUCCUCGCCGUCAAACAGGAAAAAAGCCAGCAAGUCCCACGGCCCG
This is a messenger RNA of Amoebophrya sp. A120, 956 nucleotides long. The record is from the annotation of a GenBank genome assembly. NCBI's taxonomy places the organism in Eukaryota, Dinophyceae, Syndiniales, Amoebophryaceae.